CCCAACCCCAUCGCCUAUAAAAGGGUCCACUCUCAUUCGAUUUAGGGCACCACCAUAAUUACACUUUAAUAAGAAAGCCAAAGAAAACUCAGCCACACGCCCAAUUCCAACACAAAAAACCAAAUACAAAAAUGGGCGGGUGGGCUAUUGCGGUGCACGGUGGUGCUGGUGUCGACCCUAAUCUCCCACUCGAAUGCCAACACCAAGCCAAACAACUCCUCACUCGAUGUCUUAAUCUUGGGAUCGACGCUCUUCGUUCUAAUCUCUCUGCCAUUGAUGUUGUUGAACUCGUUGUGAGAGAGUUGGAAACUGAUCCGUUUUUUAAUUCUGGGCGUGGAUCGGCCUUGACGGAGAAUGGGACGGUGGAAAUGGAAGCUAGCAUAAUGGAUGGGCCUAAAAGACGAUGCGGUGCCGUUUCGGGUUUAACUACCGUUAAAAACCCCGUUUCACUCGCUCGGCUUGUUAUGGAGAAAUCUCCUCAUUCCUAUAUUGGUUUUUCCGGUGCCGAAGCCUUUGCCCGCCAACAGGGAGUUGAGGUGGUGGACAAUGAAUACUUCAUCACAAAAGAAAAUGUAGGAAUGCUAAAGUUGGCAAAAGAAGCCAAAACCAUUUUGUUUGAUUAUAGAAUCCCAGCCACAGGAUUGGACAAGUGUAGCGCUGGUGUUGACAGCCCGAUCGUGAUGAACGGGCUGCCAAUAAGCGUGUACGCACCCGAGACAGUCGGGUGCGUGGUGGUGGACAGUGAGGGUAGGUGUGCGGCCGCUACUUCGACAGGUGGGCUCAUGAACAAAAUGACCGGUCGUAUAGGUGACUCGCCACUGAUUGGUGCUGGGACCUACGCUUGUGACCUUUGUGGGGUCUCUUGUACUGGUGAAGGAGAGGCUAUUAUACGUGGCACGUUGGCUCGUGAGGUGGGUGCUGUGAUGGAGUACAAGGGCUUGGGCCUCCAAGAGGCUGUGGACUUUGUUAUAAAGCAUCGGCUCGAUGAAGGGCAGGCUGGGCUCAUAGCUGUGUCUAAUAGGGGAGAAGUGGCUUGUGGGUUUAAUACUACUGGGAUGUUUAGGGCUUGUGCUACUGAGGAUGGGUUUAUGGAAGUUGGCAUUUGGGAACAGUAGGGCUAAUUAUUGUGUCAGGUUUAUAUUAUUAGGUGGGCUACAUAUAUUGGGAGUUAAUAAGAUUGUAUUUUCUUUCCAACUAUGGGUUGGUUUGGUGGUGGGUUAACAUAUUAUGUCAUGUAAAAAUGUUGACUUUUAUUAUCAAGAUUUGAAUUUUUUUUUUUUUUUAAUACUAAAAAAGUGUUAUUAUUAUCUCUAUUCUAUAUUGCAUAACUCAAGAGCAUUGCUAUUAGCAUCAGUGUUGCUUAGCAUCUUCUUGACAUGUCGUCUUGCAAUUGGUUAGCGAUAUUCCUCAUUAAAUUAUAUGAAAUACUUAAGUGCAUCAA
Molecule: messenger RNA, 1441 nt
Organism: Cannabis sativa
Lineage: Eukaryota; Viridiplantae; Streptophyta; Magnoliopsida; Rosales; Cannabaceae
Product: probable isoaspartyl peptidase/L-asparaginase 2
Exons: 4
Coding region: 132-1115 (327 amino acids)
Molecular function (GO): hydrolase activity
Source: RefSeq, a predicted model, not a curated record